AUAAAAAAGUAAAUUCUAAUACCAAAUUCGAAACUGAUGUCCUAACUAAAAGGUCGUACAAACUAGUAUAUAAACCAUAACCACAAUCGACAAACAAUACAAUACCAAAAUCUAAAUUCUAACGAUUGAAAAAUGGCUUCUUUAUCUUCCAGCUUUGUCGUUAUUUUUAUGUCAAUCUUGUUACAAUUUCUCAUUGUCUCAGCUUCAAGAAAACACAUCGACGACAUAUGCCAACAUGUCACCGACAAAGCUUUCUGCGUCAAAACUUUGACCGCAUAUCCUCCAGUGGUUGCUGCCACCGUCGAGUUAAAAGCGGUAAAGGCCGUGCUCAACCUAGCAAAAUCCUAUGCCAAGAAGUCAAUGAAAUUCAGCUUAAAAAUGGCAAACAAGAAUCCAAAGUUGAAGAAGCAAUUCAUGGAGUGCCAAGAUUCAUUUCAAAGAAUUGUAUUGUCUUUCGCGAGCGCUGCUGGGGAACUCAAUGAAUCAUCGGAAACUGCAAACUAUGAUGUCAUGGUUUGUACCGACCAAACGAGGUUAGUGGAGGAUUCGAUCGGUAAAAAUAGAGACGAGGCUUCAAAGGCUAUCAUGAGCAGGACAAUGAUGAUGAAUGGACUUAUUGCUAUUGCUGAUGCAGCCACUGAUCUUAUUGAUACAGGAUAUGUAUGAGAACAUAUACCGUCAUCAGAUUUGCCGUUUUUGUUUUUGGUUUUUUUUUUUUUGGUCAAAGGUUGAUGUUAUUUAAUCUUAUGGCAUGCAAUGUUUUGAAAACUAUUCUAACUAUUCUAAUGAAAAAAAAAAAAUUCUAAUUUAUUGACUCCGAAAGAACAACAAACCAGUUUAGAG
Thlaspi arvense is the source of this 843-nucleotide messenger RNA. Lineage: Eukaryota; Viridiplantae; Streptophyta; Magnoliopsida; Brassicales; Brassicaceae. The record is from the annotation of a GenBank genome assembly.